Cydia strobilella is the source of this 1874-nucleotide messenger RNA. RefSeq names its product E3 ubiquitin-protein ligase SIAH1-like. Gene Ontology annotation, biological process: proteasome-mediated ubiquitin-dependent protein catabolic process; multicellular organism development. The record is from RefSeq and is a predicted model, not a curated record. Lineage: Eukaryota; Metazoa; Arthropoda; Insecta; Lepidoptera; Tortricidae. Bases 139 to 1104 code for a protein of 321 amino acids. Gene Ontology annotation, molecular function: ubiquitin conjugating enzyme binding; zinc ion binding; ubiquitin protein ligase activity. Gene Ontology annotation, cellular component: cytoplasm. The transcript is spliced from 6 exons.
GAUAACGAAACGAUUAUAAGUCACUUGAUCCAGCGAUUCAGCACUGUAAAGUUUGUUGAUUGUUCAUAACAUUCCUUUGUGAAAUAAGUGGUUUAUAAAAGCAAUCUGGUGUAGCAGCCAAGUCGGCUAGAUUCUUAAAUGGCUUCCAAAGGAAAAAAAUCAGUAGCAGUGGAGAUCCCAGAAUGCCCAAUAUGCUUGGAGACCAUGACCAUACCGGUUUUCCUGUGCCAGUCGGGGCACAGUCUGUGUAACUCCUGCACACUAGCUCUCUCCUCUCCAUCAUGCCCCAUCUGCCGACAACCCAUGACCCAGAUGAGGAACCGCUCCCUUGAGGAACUCAUUAACAAGGCCAAGUCGCCAUGCCCCAACCAGAGUGCGGGCUGCGUAUUUUCGCUGCCCGGCGCGGCGAUGGCCGACCAUCUCAAGGAGUGCCUGUACCGUCCGCGAGAGUGCCCGCACGCGGUCUUUGGCAGGUGCUCCUGGAAUGGUGAUCUAAGGAGGAUGAUGGAGCAUUUCAAAGAGAAGCACCCGGCCCACUGCGUGGCCGAAGUGGACCGCGAGGCGGGUUGGAGGUUGCAGGUGGACCAGCUAGACUUGAAGGAGUGCGCGCGGCACGUGUUUCUCGCCGCGCAGCAAAACUUUCUCUUCAUCAUCACCCUCAAGGUGGACACUAUCCAGCGCAUGGCCUACUGGGCGAUCCAGCAUAUCGGACAAAAGAAAGUCGCCCAACAACACCUCUACGAAAUACACGUAAUCAGCCAACGCGAUCAGCAACGCAAAGUUGUCUUCACCGAGCACUGCUUCAACGACAGCAUGAAAGCCGAUGAGGUGUUCCGACACGCCAACUGUGCUAUCAUGCCUCUUGACAUGCUAACCCAUUUCAUAAAGGACAAGAUAUUUUCCUUCCGCUUUGUUAUCAAGAGGUUGAAUAAUGAUAAUAAACAGAAUGUUGGUCAGGCUCCGAGUAGUAGGGAGUCCUCUGUUUCCAGGGGCCGGGAGGCUUCGCAGGACCCGGAGACGAGAGGCCCGGGGCCAAAGCCGCAUUGGAAGAAACAUCCAGGACAGAAACCUGGGCCUAAGAAAUUUACAAAGGCACAGGAUUAAGUUUUGUAUUGUAUUGUAAUGCUUAACAGUACCCUAAGAGCCAAAUAAUGUUAGUAUUAAUAAUUAGGAAUUUUAAAAGGCCAGUAAAGUUUACAUGGUCAGUUGGGAAACAAAAUAACCAGCAUUGUACCUCGAAAUAGCCCAUGCAGCUGGCCUUGUCUAUAUAUGGUGGCCAACUGGUCAGUUUAUUAUGUUAACUGAUCAUGUAGAAAUUACAUACCUAAGUAUAGGAACACACCAUCAGGUAUUAUGUAGGUAUAAAAACUUGUAACAUGACAUUUGUAUUGUUACUGUAACUUCUUAUUAACCUUUGGACGCCAAUGACGGAUAUAUCGGCAGCGUAGGUCUAACGCCAAAGACUGAUUAAUCUGUCACAGACACAGAGUAACAUAGACCUACGUGCAUUCGCAUAAAGUUCAAAUUCAGUUUUGACAUUUCGGUGGCGUGGCGUUCGAGUUUGUGUUUGACAUGGCAUCGAGAAGGUUAAUCUGCUUGAAUGUAGUUACAUAUAUACCCCAUCAUACCGUGCAGCACUGGCAACGUCUCACAGCCCCUCUGGUGUUGCAGGUGUCUAUGGGCGACGGUAAUCGCUUACCAUUAGGCGAUUUGUCUGCUCGUUUGCCUCCUGUAUCAUAAAAAAAUUUUUUUUACAUAAAUUAUGUAUACACAUAAAUGGGACAUAACAUUAAUUUAUAAGCUAAUAUCAGUGAUAUACUGUUUGUAAGUUGGUUUGCUUUUAGGAGCCCAAUGCAUGUAAUAAAAUAAAUAAA